Stomoxys calcitrans (stable fly) is the source of this 1544-nucleotide messenger RNA. RefSeq names its product methionine aminopeptidase 1. Bases 286 to 1416 code for a protein of 376 amino acids. Gene Ontology annotation, biological process: proteolysis. Lineage: Eukaryota; Metazoa; Arthropoda; Insecta; Diptera; Muscidae. The record is from RefSeq and is a predicted model, not a curated record. Gene Ontology annotation, molecular function: metalloaminopeptidase activity. The transcript is spliced from 3 exons.
UAAUUGAUUAAUUAUUUAACAAUUAACAAAAAACACAUGCCGUUAUCUGUUUAUUAACUUUACUUCGUCGUAGUAAACAAACAUCAAUUGGUAUUGCAAAUGCUGCAGUCUUCCAGUUGUAACUGAAAUCAAGUUGCCGCCGCUGCCAUUAGUUAUGAUCGGCACAGUGUUCUAUUACUAUUUUUAGAUUUUCUCAAAUUUUAGUGCGAAUUAAAGAGCAUUCUUCUCAUAUAGUUUAACCUACCAUCGACAACAGAAGUCCAACACUAAAUAAAAUCAAUCAAAAUGGUCCAGAAAUGUGAGACACCAAACUGUGGUAAAGAUGCUACCUUGCAGUGUCCAACGUGCCUGAAAAUGGGUAUUCCUGGUUCGUACUUUUGUUCGCAGCCAUGCUUCAAAGGGUUUUGGAAAGAGCACAAAAUGAUACAUGCUUUGGCAGAAGGUGCUGCUAAACCUAAAUGCCCAGUGGAAGGUGGCUUCAAUCCUUGGCCAAAUUACCGGUUUACCGGCAAACUGAGGCCAGCCGAAAAAACACCCAAACGACAUGUACCCGAACAUAUUGAGCGCCCCGAUUACGCCGAUCAUCCCGACGGUAGAGCCGCAUCCGAGGAGGCCAUGCGCGGCAAUUCUUCUAUUAAAGUUUUGGAUGAUGAUGAAAUCGAAGCAAUGCGUGUAGCCGGCCGUUUGGGUCGUGAAUGCUUAGAUGCUGCUGCUCAAGCAGUUGAGGUGGGUGUAACCACCGAUGAAUUGGAUCGUUUGGUCCACGAGGCAGCCAUUGAAAGGGAUUGCUAUCCUUCUCCUUUGAAUUAUUACAACUUUCCCAAGUCCUGUUGCACUUCGGUGAAUGAGGUUAUAUGUCAUGGCAUACCCGAUCUCAGACCUUUGCAAGAUGGUGAUCUUUGCAAUAUUGAUGUGACCGUCUAUCACCAUGGCUUCCAUGGGGAUUUGAAUGAAACAUUCUUUGUGGGUAAUGUUGCCGAAAAGCAUAAGAAAUUGGUGCGUGUAACUUAUGAGGCGUUAAGCAAAGCAAUUGAAUUGGUGAGACCUGGUGUUAAAUAUCGCGAAAUUGGAAAUGUCAUCCAGAGAUAUGUAUCCCCACAUGGUUUUAGUGUGGUUAAGAGCUAUUGCGGCCAUGGUAUACAUAGACUCUUCCACACUGCCCCAAAUGUGCCUCAUUAUGCAAAAAAUUCUGCUGUUGGAGUUAUGAAAGCUGGCCAUACAUUCACUAUUGAGCCCAUGAUAUCGGAAGGCUUGAGUACGGUGUCGCAAUGGCCCGAUGACUGGACUGCUGUUACUGGUGAUGGCUUGUAUUCGGCCCAGUUUGAGCAGACGCUUUUGGUUACAGACACUGGUUGUGAUAUUCUGACCAAACGCCGUGAGAAAAACGGGCAGCCUUGGUUUAUGGAUAAACUGUAGUAGUAAUAUUGUUACAAGUCAACUAAAUACUUUUUCGUUUUGUAAUUUUUACAUCAGUUUUUUUGUAAUUAAAGCGAUUAUGGUUUUUACUCAAAUUAAAAAAAAAUAUAUAUUUUUUUUUUAUUUUA